Molecule: messenger RNA, 741 nt
Organism: Trichoderma citrinoviride
Lineage: Eukaryota; Fungi; Ascomycota; Sordariomycetes; Hypocreales; Hypocreaceae
Exons: 1
Coding region: 1-741 (246 amino acids)
Source: RefSeq, a predicted model, not a curated record
AUGGCUGACAACCAGAACACCACAACCACGCCCUCCGCCGACCCCAACAACAACUCAACCGCCCUGAGAGCGGCCGUAAAACAGCAGAUCCAAGACAUUCUCGCCACAAGAGAACGGGAUCCAACGUCCAUCAGCCCCGAGACAGAAAGGCGAGCCAGGUUUCUCCUGUACAUAUGGGACUUCGCCCCUUACACCCGCGAGUCCGAAGGGCUGAUGGACCUGUCCAUGGAAAUGGAAAGGCGCGUCAUGGUCGAUGCCAAGUACGGCGGCGAGGAAGAGCCCGCGCGCCUCCGCGGCUUCAACGCUGAGCUUUUCCGGGUCGAGAAUGGGGACUGGUUGGCUUCGGCACUUGAUGACGGGGUCCAACAACAACAACAACAACAACAGUCCGUCUCUCAACAAGAACAACAACAACAGCAGCAGCAGCAGCAGCCUGUUACAAAGGCACAAAAUGCUACUGCUACGCCUUCCAUGCCCGCCGCCGCCGCCACGCCUGCUCCUCCUGCCAAACUCUCAGAAUCGGCAAAGCUGUUUGAGGUUUUUGAUUUUGAGGCCAAGAGCUGCGAGACGUGUAGGCUGCAAGAGCUGGAGAAACGCGCGUUGUCCAAGGAAAAUCCUGAACUACGCAGCCUGCUUGACUUGGAGUACGUUGGUACAAUUAGGGUUGUAAAGAGGACUGUCAAGAGAAAACGAGAGGACAAGAGCGAGAAAAGCAGCAAGAGGAGGAAGACGAAGGAGUAG